AUGGAACACCUCCCCCUCCCUGCCGGCGUACAACCCUUCAUCGUCGCUCCCUACGAAGCCUCCGAGUCCGAGUGGUUCGACAUUGCCCAGACAGACUUCCUCUCCUUCCCCUCAUCGCGAGGGUGGACAGAGGCGCAGCUGCGUGGGGGCGACGAGACCACCAAAGAAGCCCACCUUGACCCGAACGGCUUCCACACGAAAGGCUCCCCGCAGAAAGUCGAACAGUUCUUCCAAACAUGGCUCUUCUUCGGUCUCGCUAUUGACGUUCUCAAGCUUGGUGGCGUCAGCGCCUGGGUCAGUGAUUUCCUGAAACCUGAGUCUCAUGGCAAGGCGCGGAUCGUCGACACGAGCAAGUUACCCGAGAUGCUCAUUCAGUGGGAGAAGGGCAUCAAGGCGCGAGGACAGUUGAAGAAAGACUGGGAUACGCUGAAUACGAUGUUUGAGCGUGCGGGGAGUAUCCUCGAUCGCUUCUGCAGCCCUGGGCCCGAUGAGCCCCUCCCGCUGCAACAGGACAAGCCGCGGCCCUGGCCAGUGCGCGACGAGAUCGCGACGACGCUCAUCGUUAUGGCGUCGACCCUCCGACGCGCCGCAUACAACGCCUGCAAGGCAGAGAUCUCCGGGACAGCGGCCUGGCCGGCUACAGCGCGCUCGACGAUCCUGACCAGGCGGCUGCUGGCGAAAUGGUGCGUUGCCGAUGUGGCGACGACGCUAAAGCAGUUGUCCAUUGACGGACACUAUUACCUCGCUGCAUCGCCCGGUCUCGAGGCGCAGGAACUGGACCACCAUGCGAAGUGCGUUCGGGCGCACUGUCGGUACGACUAUGAUGCGGAUAUGUAUGUUACCCGGCAUUUUAAGGACGACCGAUGUCGCGAGGACGUCAAAUGGGGGUGGGACUUGGGUGGUGAGAGCGCGACGAGCUGGGCGGAGUUUAUUACCAGGGUUAUUGGCAAGCCUGGCGCGAUGAUCCCCAUUGCCCUAUGGAAUGGGAGGCCCGGGGCCAUGGAGCUGUCCUCGUAUCAGUUUAACCUGGAUGGGGCGCACCCGCGGCCGGAAUACGUGGCCAUUUCGCAUGUCUGGGCAGACGGGAAAGGCAACCCGCGCGCCAACGCCCUGCCACAAUGCCAGCUCGACCGGAUCCAGCGCCUUGUCGGCGAGAUCCGCUGGGAAGGGCGCAAGGCGAUGCGCGGACCGCCGGGCUCGGACGGCGUCGGGUUCUGGAUGGACACGCUCUGCAUCCCCGUGGGGGCGGAGUGGAAGCAUCUCAGGGACAAGGCGAUCACGACGAUGCGGCGGAUCUACGCGGAGGCCAAGGCCGUUCUGGUGCUGGACGACUGGCUGCAGGAGGUCCGGUCCGAUGCGGCACCGCUCGAUCUCAUGACGCGGAUCUACCAGUCGAAUUGGAUCAAGAGGCUGUGGACGCACCAGGAGGGGUUCCUCCCCAAGGCGCUCUGGUUCCAGUUCAAGGAUAAGGCCGUGGAAAUCAACGAGCUGAGCAGGCGGUUCCACGACUACGAUGCUUCGCUCCAGGCUCGUGGAAUCCACUUGGGUUUUCCGGACGGCGCGAGCAUGAGGCUCGUUGAGCAAUAUACCUCCCUGCGGGAACUGAUCAAGGGCACGGCCCAGACGGAGGGGGACAAGUGGAUGACGUAUCAGGCGCUGGCGAACGUCAUGUCCGAGCGAAAGACAGCCCGACUCGCCGACGAGGUCCUCUGCCUCGCAACGAUCAUCUCAAUGCCGCUGGACGACCUCGUGAAAAUCAAGUCCGACACGGACGAAAAGACCGCACAGGCGCGCAUGAAGGCCUUUCUUGUGAGCCUCGGCCGCUUCGAGACAGGCGUGAUCUUCAACAACUACCCGCGCCUGGAAGAGCGCGGGUACCACUGGGCUCCGCGGUCUCUGCUGAACUUCCGCACCGCGCAGAUCUCGUACGUUGCUGAGACCGAAGACUCAGACGAGGCGUCCUUCGACCCAGCGCACACGCGGGGCCUGGUCGUGCACUACCACGGCUUCAUUGUGCGGUUCACGCAGGGCACGUCGCGCUCGUCCUUUGCGGCUGCUGAGCGCGGGUGCGCGAUCCAGUGUACGUCGGCUGCGGACUCUGGACAAGACAUCGAGGGGAGGUGGUUUGUUGUUCAGCUGCCGAGGGAUAACGGGGUGCAGUGGAAGACGGACUUUACGUUUGCGGUUGUUAUCCCGGAGGUCCCGAGGAUUGGCAAGAGCGUGCCGGCUGUUGUGUUGCUGAUAUGGUCGCUCAACGGCAAGGGCGGGAUUAAGGUUGGGGAGCAUAAGAGUGUUGCUACUGUUUGGGUGCAGGACCAUCCGCUUGAGUGGGUUGAUACUGUGCGUGCGCCGCUGCUGAAGAGGAGGACGGAGUGGUUGGUUAUCUGA
Molecule: messenger RNA, 2388 nt
Organism: Aspergillus mulundensis
Lineage: Eukaryota; Fungi; Ascomycota; Eurotiomycetes; Eurotiales; Aspergillaceae
Exons: 2
Coding region: 1-2388 (795 amino acids)
Source: RefSeq, a predicted model, not a curated record